AUGGCCACGAGAACCCAGUUUGAGAACCUGAACGAAGUCGGGGUGUUCCUGAAACUCACCAACCUGUACUGUCUUGUCGCCGUCGGCGGGUCGGAAAACUUCUACUCGGCGUUCGAGGCCGAGUUGGGCGACGCCAUCCCCAUCGUCCACACCACCAUCGCCGGCACCCGUAUCGUCGGCAGAAUGACCGCCGGCAACCGCAGAGGGUUGUUGGUGCCCACCCAAACUACCGACCAAGAGUUAAUGCACUUGCGUAACUCGCUCCCCGAUCUGGUCAAGAUCCAAAGAGUCGAAGAAAGAUUAUCUGCUCUUGGUAACGUCAUCUGCUGCAACGACUACGUCGCCUUGGUCCACCCGGACAUCGAAAGAGACACCGAGGAAUUGAUCGCCGACGUGUUGGGCGUCGAAGUGUUCCGCCUGACCAUCGGCGGCGAGGUGCUUGUCGGUUCGUACUGCUCGUUGCUGAACCAGGGCGGGAUCGUCGCCCCUCACACGCUGAUCCAGGAACAAGAAGAAUUGUCGCUGUUGUUACAAGUGCCCAUUGUUGCCGGUACCGUCAACAGAGGGUCCAAGGUCGUCGGUGGUGGCCUCGUUGUCAACGACUGGUUGGCGGUGGCCGGGCUCGACACCACCGCCCCGGAGUUGUCGGUGGUGGAACUGAUCUUCCGCUUGCACGACGCCCAGCCGGAGGCGAUCCAGACCAGUUUGCGCGACACCCUCAUCGAGACCUACUCGUAG
Diutina rugosa is the source of this 738-nucleotide messenger RNA. Its product is annotated as translation initiation factor 6. Gene Ontology annotation, biological process: ribosomal subunit export from nucleus; cytosolic ribosome assembly; maturation of LSU-rRNA. Gene Ontology annotation, molecular function: ribosomal large subunit binding. The record is from RefSeq and is a predicted model, not a curated record. Gene Ontology annotation, cellular component: cytosol; preribosome, large subunit precursor; nucleolus. NCBI's taxonomy places the organism in Eukaryota, Fungi, Ascomycota, Pichiomycetes, Serinales, Debaryomycetaceae. The coding region runs from base 1 to 738 and encodes 245 amino acids. The transcript has a single exon.